UAGGCGUGUGCCCUCCACACUCUUCGAUAUCCAUAACCCUCUAGUCUUCAUUUACAACUCUCUCUAUCACAUCUUUCAUCUUCAGUCUUUCUUUUUCUCUUCUCAUUUCUUCCUCAUGGCAGCCAUUCAAGGACCAAGUAGCCAGCCCUCUGCCCUUAAACUAACCCAGCCACCAAACACUUGUAGCGAUCCCGAAAACCAAGCAAAUCAAGCACUAGAAGUGGAAGUGUUCGACUAUUCCAAAAGAGCACAGUGGCUUCGAGCUGCUGUGCUCGGUGCAAAUGAUGGUUUGCUUUCUACUGCAUCUAUAAUGAUGGGAGUUGGAGCUGUCCGUAAAGAUCCCAAGACCAUGAUCCUUACAGGUAUUGCCAGUUUAGUUGCCGGUGCCUGUAGUAUGGCCAUUGGAGAAUUUGUCUCUGUCUAUUCACAAUAUGACACAGAAAUGGCUCAAAUUGAAAGAGAGAUCGAGUCUAGAACCAUACAACCCAUUGAUGUUGAGGCAAGGAAAAAGGAUUUGCCAAACCCAUUACAGGCGGCCGGAGCUUCAGCCUUUGCAUUUGCUGCAGGGGCAGCGAUACCACUGCUUGGGGCAGCUUUCGUGAAGGAAUAUGCAGCGAGGGUUUGGGUAGUGAUAGGUUUGGCUAGUCUUGCUUUAUUAGGGUUUGGAUGGUUAAGUGCAGUGUUAGGGCAUGCACCUGUGGUUAAGUCAUCUUUGAGGGUGUUGGUUGGUGGAUGGUUGGCCAUGGGUAUAACUUUUGGAGUAACCAAAGCUAUUGGCAUCACUGGAAUUUGAUUGUCAUAGUCUCUAAAGAAUAUAUCAAAUGAAUCUAUGCACCUUUAAUUUA
Messenger RNA from Ricinus communis (castor bean), 845 nucleotides. Its product is annotated as vacuolar iron transporter homolog 2. Gene Ontology annotation, biological process: intracellular manganese ion homeostasis. The record is from RefSeq and is a predicted model, not a curated record. The transcript has a single exon. NCBI's taxonomy places the organism in Eukaryota, Viridiplantae, Streptophyta, Magnoliopsida, Malpighiales, Euphorbiaceae. Gene Ontology annotation, molecular function: manganese ion transmembrane transporter activity; iron ion transmembrane transporter activity. Bases 116 to 793 code for a protein of 225 amino acids. Gene Ontology annotation, cellular component: membrane.